This is a messenger RNA of Telopea speciosissima, 1860 nucleotides long. RefSeq names its product polygalacturonase QRT3. The record is from RefSeq and is a predicted model, not a curated record. NCBI's taxonomy places the organism in Eukaryota, Viridiplantae, Streptophyta, Magnoliopsida, Proteales, Proteaceae. The coding region runs from base 178 to 1638 and encodes 486 amino acids. The transcript is spliced from 4 exons. Gene Ontology annotation, molecular function: polygalacturonase activity.
UUGUGAUGUGAUAUGUGCAUGAUCUAAUAUAAGAAAGAACUUGUCCAUUUCUUAGUAAAUCUGUUAAGCCCUUCUCUUUCCAUGUUCACAGCUCUCUCUCUCUCUCUCUCAUAUAAAAACACAAAGCUUCUCUGCUUUUCUCUUCAAUUUCUCUUUGAGGUAGAUAAGAAGUGAGAAAUGAAAGCUACAAUAGCAAGAAAAGCUGUGGCGUUUUUCACAAUUGUUGGGUUCGCUAGCUUCAUUGUAAUUCAUGUUUAUGGGGAUUAUCCGAAGGUAGGUUUGCUGCCAAACAGUCCUCAUUAUUUCCAAAUGAAUCAAAUGCAGGAACUUAAAGCUUCAAUCCUUCGCCGUAAUCUGGUUUCUUUGAUCUCUCCUUCGCCACCACCGACAGCAACAUCAAGUCCGCGAAUUUAUCGAGCAACAGCCUAUGGUGCUGAUCCAACAGGAAAAACAGAUAGCACAGAAGCACUCCUCAAAGCUAUUUCUGAUGCUUUUGAAUCUCCAAAUAAUGGAGAUCUGAUGCAGGGGAUCACCAAUCUUGGUGGUGCACAGGUAUACCUUGAAGGAGGCUAUUACAUGAUAAGUAGACCAUUGAGGUUGCCAGCCAGUGGAGGUGGAAAUCUUUUGAUUCAUGGUGGAUCACUGAAAGCAUCUAAUAGUUUUCCGGGAAAUCGGUAUUUGAUAGAGCUAUCUGCAUCUUCCUCAUCAACCUACUCCUAUGAAUAUAUCACCCUUAGAGAUCUCCUAUUAGACUCUAAUUACAGAGGAGGUGGGAUUUCAGUUAUCAACUCACUUAGAACUACCAUAGACAAUUGUUACAUUACUCAUUUCACAACCAAUGGAAUCUUAGUCCAAGGUGGCCAUGAGACCUACAUUAGAAACUCUUUCCUAGGGCAACACAUCACCGCCGGCGGUGACCCCGGAGAGAAGAGCUUCUCCGGCACGGCAAUCAGCCUAAUAGGCAAUGAUAAUGCUGUCACAGAUGUGGUCAUCUUUUCUGCAGCAAUUGGAAUAAUGGUGGCUGGUGAGGCUAAUACACUCACUGGAGUUCAUUGCUAUAACAAAGCUACUGGUUGGGGUGGAACAGGUAUUUAUCUCAGGCUACCUGGUUUGACACAAACCCGGAUUGUGAAUUGUUACAUGGAUUACACUGGAAUCGUUGCAGAAGACCCAGUUCAAUUACUUAUCUCUAAUACAUUCUUCCUUGGUGAUGGUUUCAUUUUAUUGAAGUCCAUUAAAGGAGUAAUUAGAGGUGUCAACAUUGUUGAUAAUAUGUUCUCAGGAAGUGGAACAGGGGUGAAUAUAGUCCAAUUGGAUCAAUCAAAUGGACCUUUCAAGACCAUUGAUGGAGUUGUGAUCGAUCGAAACAACGUAAACGAAAUGAAAUUAAGGGCAACUGUUGCAAGAGAAAUGACUGAAGGGAAUGGAAGCUCAUGGGUUAUUGAUUUCAACAAUGUUUUACUAUUCCCUAAUCUCAUCAAACAUGUUCAUUACACCUUGAGCACCCCUGUCUCAGGCUAUUUCCCUAACCAUGCUUUGCGAAAUGUGUCAGAGAAUCGCGUUGUGGUUGAAUCAGAUAGGACUGUGCAGGCUACUGUUUUUGUUACAGUAAAUCAAAGUCCUAUGAGUAAUGGAUGAAUUGAUUUGGAGAAUCCAGAAGAAGGAAGAAAUGAAGGCACAGGAAGGAUGGAAAAUUAUGUCUUUCCACAAAGUCAUACUAGCACAGCUCAAAUUAAAUUGAAAUAAAUUAAUACUCAAAUACUGUAUAACUUUGAAAUGAAAAUUUUUUCAAAUUUUUGGUGUACUGAAGCAUGUAUUGGUGAUUGAAGAUAUACACAAUGAAAUCACGACUCCAUUAAA